This is a messenger RNA of Acanthopagrus latus (yellowfin seabream), 2593 nucleotides long. RefSeq names its product formimidoyltransferase cyclodeaminase (gene ftcd). The transcript has 15 exons. Bases 804 to 2423 code for a protein of 539 amino acids. Lineage: Eukaryota; Metazoa; Chordata; Actinopteri; Spariformes; Sparidae. Gene Ontology annotation, molecular function: transferase activity; folic acid binding. The record is from RefSeq and is a predicted model, not a curated record.
UUUCUCUUUACAUUGUGCUGCUGUUACAUCAGCAGACUGAGACUGAAGUUAAAGAGUUUCAAACAAGCUCCAUCAGGCCUCAGAAACUCAAACUCUGUUGAGUAACAUCAACGGUGGUCAAACACUGAGAGGAUUUUAUCUGUUGGACCCUGAACUCUGAACUCUGAACUCCCCAAAAAUGCUUUUAACUGUCUGAGGAUCAACAGAUCAGCACAGAGGAACAACAUGAAGCUCAGACUGUGUUGUAGUUCAACACCCUGCAGUCGGUGAGCAGCAGAGUAGAAAACAAGAAGCUGCAUCACAACAGAAACAGAUGAUGUGAACACAUAAAUACUGAAGCAGUUAAAUGGCUCCAUGAUUUCAGUAGCAGCCUGACAGAUACAACAUAGGCACUUAUGUAUAUUAAUGUAUAUAAAUAACUGUGUACAUGUUGUGCUACCCUGUGUUGUAUGAUGACCAAUAAGUUAAAGAAUUAAUGUGGAAGGUUGAGUGGAGUUGACUCUAACGUAAGUUGUUGGAUCGAGCAGAUGAAACACUGCGACAGCGUCCUCGAACAUCGACGGCUCGGCUGAGAGAACAAACGUUUGAAUCUUGCGGUCAGACUGCGGCUGCAGCUGUCGGCCGCUGGCGUCACUUCAGCCUGUCGGUUUCUCUUCAUGAAGCUGUGCUGCGUGCAGACGAGUGUAAUGAUUGUCAGNCGACCUACUUACAGAGCGGCUGCAGACCUGAGCUGUUAAUGAUUGACCAGGCCGAGUCGCGCUGCGGCGGUCUGAGCUGAACGCUGCAUCCAGUCUGCAGACAACAUGGCUCAGCUGGUGGAGUGUGUCCCCAACUUCUCUGAGGGUCGAAACAAAGAGGUGAUCGAUGCCAUCGCAGCCGCCAUCUCAGGCAGCGCCGGCUGCAGCCUGCUGGACGUCGACCCCGGAGCCUCCACCAACCGGACCGUCUACACCUUCGUGGGCCCUCCGGAGGCCGUGGUGGAGGGAGCGCUGAACGCCGCCCGGCAGGCCUUCAGCCUCAUCGACAUGAGCAAACACUCAGGUGAGCAUCCUCGGACCGGAGCGAUGGACGUCUGUCCCUUCAUCCCCGUCCAGAACGUCUCCAUGGACGACUGCGUCAACUGCGCCAACGUGUUUGGACAGAAACUUGCAGAAAUGCUGCACGUUCCUGUGUAUCUUUACGGAGAAGCAGCACGAAAAGAAACGAGAAGAAAUCUUCCAUCUGUGCGAGCCGGAGAGUACGAAGCUUUACCUGAGAAGUUGCAGCGUGAUGAUUGGGCCCCGGACUUCGGUCCAGCCGAGUUCGUACCGUCAUGGGGCGCCACGGUAACCGGCGCUCGCAAGUUCCUCAUCGCCUACAACGUGAACCUGAUCAGCACCAAGGAGCAGGCUCAUCGCAUCGCUCUGGACAUCCGGGAGCAGGGCCGGGGGAAAGACCAGCCCGGGCUGCUGAAGAAGGUGCAGGGGAUGGGCUGGUACCUGGAUGAGGCCAACCUGGCUCAGGUGUCCACCAACAUCCUGGACUACGAGCUGACGCCCCUCCACACCGUGUACGAGGAGAUCUGCCGCAACGCCGAGGACCUGAAGCUGCCGGUGGUCGGCUCUCAGAUCGUCGGUCUGAUUCCUCUCAGGGCUCUGCUGGACUCCGCUGACUUCUACAUCAACAGAGACGGACUCUUCAUCGUGGAAGAGGAGCACAAAGUCCGGCUGGUGAUCAGUAAACUCGGCCUCGACUCUCUCGGUGCAUUCGACCCGAAGGAGAGAAUCAUCGAGUACAUGGUGAGGCCACAGCAGGACAGCCGGCUGGUGUCUCUGUCUCUGCAGCAGUUCGUCCACAGUGUCGGCGCUCGGACGGCGGCUCCUGGUGGAGGAUCGGUUUCUGCCGCCAUCGCCGCUCUGGGGGCAGCGCUGGGCGCCAUGGUGGGUCAGAUGACUUACGGGAAGAGGCAGUUUGAGAACCUGGACGGUGUGAUGAGGAGGCUGAUUCCUCCGUUUCAUCAGGCCAUGAACGAGCUGCUGCUGAUGGUGGACGCCGACUCGUCUGCCUUUAACAGCUACAUGGCGGCGCUGAAAAUGCCCAAAAACACAGCUGAAGAAAUAAAAAGGCGAGCGGCUGCGAUGCAGGAGGGUCUGCAGCGAGCAGUGGGCGUCCCGCUGGCGCUGGCCGAGCGGGUCAGCGUCCUCUGGCCGGUUCUUAAAGAAAUGGUCGUCUACGGAAACAUCGCCUGCAAGUCCGACGCUCAGGUGGCAGCGAAGGCGUUGGAGGCGGCCGUGUUCGGCGCGUAUUACAACGUCACCAUCAACCUCAAAGACAUCACAGACGAAACCUUCAGGACGGCUACUCAGAAGAGAGCGUCGGCGUUGCUGCAGGAAGCGAAGGAGAGUGCCGCCGCCGUCCUCCACGCCGCCGAGAAGAGAAACUGAAGUUUGACCUCUGAUUGUGAUGCUCUGUGUUGAAACCUGAUGGUUGCAGGACCGAGACUGUUACUCAUGUGUAGGUCAUCUGUAGUAUUAACUGUAAAUGAUCAACAUGAUGAAAUGUUCACAGAUGAUUUAUGUCCACAGUUACAUAAUAAACAGAUAACUGAACCUGA